CUUACCACCAUUUAUUUUGCACUCCUUCAUUCAAUUCUCAGCGGAUCACGCGACUGCGUCAAGCAUUGGGGCGUGCUCUCAGUAUUUCUAACCCUAACCGGGUUAGCGUUACACCACGCCCAUGUCAUCCUGUUUAACAAACAACUGUAUAGUCUAAGCUACAUGCUAACCACUGCCGGGGUAUGCGGACUGAUCUUCGCGUGCCUAUAUGUGCUUGUAGACACGCCUCAUGCCCUACAGCAAACAAGCCGGAGAUAUCUGGCACCUCUGCAGUACCUGGGGAUGAAUGCCAUAUUCGUAUUCGUAGUACACGGUGUGGCGGAAGCUAUCUUGCACUCCAUAUACAUCAAUACCGGUCCUAACCCGAUAGACUAUACCACACAACGGUUGACGGUGCUUACUUGGUUACGGGAUAAUGUGCUGGCCAACAUAUCGGGAGAGUACAGUCAGUUGCUGUACGUGCUGUUCAAGAUACUGUGCUUUAUACUAGCGACGGGGUAUCUGUAUAGGAUCAAGUGCUUCUACAAGAUCUGA
Sphaeroforma arctica JP610 is the source of this 534-nucleotide messenger RNA. RefSeq lists its product as hypothetical. NCBI's taxonomy places the organism in Eukaryota, Ichthyosporea, Ichthyophonida. The annotation marks the transcript as partial. The transcript has a single exon. The record is from RefSeq and is a predicted model, not a curated record.